Molecule: messenger RNA, 669 nt
Organism: Colletotrichum spaethianum
Lineage: Eukaryota; Fungi; Ascomycota; Sordariomycetes; Glomerellales; Glomerellaceae
Product: galactan endo-beta-1,3-galactanase
Exons: 1
Coding region: 1-669 (222 amino acids)
Biological process (GO): carbohydrate metabolic process
Molecular function (GO): hydrolase activity, hydrolyzing O-glycosyl compounds
Source: RefSeq, a predicted model, not a curated record
AUGAUUUGGUUCAAUCAAGUGGCUCUUUUCCUCAGCAGCGCGUUGCUCGUGGCCGACUUGCUGCCUGUUGGGGCCGUCCGGACCAUCAUCCCCAAGACCAGCUUCGACUCACAAUCCAACUUCAAUACCGAUUGGAACUACCUCUACCCCUGGGGUACCGACCACAACGGUGGCGCGCGCAUGAACCAGAGCAACGUCAAGUUCAGCGAAGGCGUUCUCACGCUCACAGCCAACAAAGUCAGCGGCCAGCCGCAGGCAACGCACGGCGGCCAGAAGAUCGACAUCAACUACCUCAGUGGCGCGAUCCAUGCCAAGGAACACUUCAACGUCUCCCGCGGCGGCGGCUACGACUUCAACGCCGAGCUGAAGGCGACAACCACCAAGGGCACAUGGCCCGCCUUCUGGCUCACCGCCGUCGAGGGCUGGCCGCCCGAGAUCGACAUGGCGGAGUGGAAGGGCAGCGGCAAGAUCAGCUUCAAUACGUUCAACACCAGCUCCAUCGUCGCGGCCAAGGACGUCGAUUAUCCUGAUCCCAGCAGCUUCCACAAGAUCAAGUGCGAAACGAGAGACCUCAACGGAAAGGACGUCCAGGCCAAGUUCUACAUGGACGAUCAGCUCAUUACAACGCAAGUUGGCGCCGGAUACUUUGGAAAGCCCAUGUACUUGUGA